AAAUCAUGGCCACCAAGUUUCUGCUGACGUUGGCAAUCUGCCGGUUGAUCGUGACCGUCGGAUUAACACUGGACCCCACCGAGCUGCUAAGCCUCGAGAUGGAAGGGCGGCUCAGCCUUGAGCCAUCCGACGUGGGAUCGGCUUCCCGUGACUUCGGCGGCAUGCAGAGCUCCGAGCCGUUGGCGGUUCUCCACCCGGCUUCAGCCGAGGACGUGGCCCGUCUAGUGAAAGCCGCGUACGAGUCGGCUCAAGGGUUCGGCGUCUCGGCUAGGGGCCACGGUCACUCCAUAAACGGGCAGGCCAUGGCCGGAAACGGGCUGGUGAUUCAAAUGAGCGGCUCAUCAGCGGGGGGGAGCCGUCGGCUCGGGCCACGUGUCUCGGAGGAGUUGAUGCACGUGGACGUUUGGGGAGGGGAGCUGUGGAUAGAUGUGCUGAGGUCCACCUUAGAGUAUGGACUCGCGCCUAAAUCGUGGACUGAUUACUUGUACCUUUCGGUUGGAGGUACAAUCUCCAAUGCAGGGAUCAGCGGACAAGCUUUCAAUCACGGCCCUCAAAUCAGCAAUGUUCUUGAGCUCGACGUAGUUACAGGGAAAGGCGAGCUGAUGACGUGUUCAAAAGAACAUAACUCAAAAUUGUACCAUGCUGUUCUUGGAGGGCUUGGACAAUUUGGUAUUAUUACAAGAGCAAGAAUUGCACUUGAAAAAACUCCAACAAGGGUGAAGUGGAUUAGGGUGUUGUACUCUGAUUUCGCGACGUUUACGCAAGACCAGGAGUACCUCAUAUCGUUGCACGGGCAGAAGCGUAAAUUCGACUACGUCGAAGGUUUUGUAAUAGUCGACGAAGGGCUAAUCAACAAUUGGCGUUCCUCGUUUUUCUCGCCGCGUAAUCCGGUCAAGAUUUCUUCUCUUAAUGCUGAUGGUGGUGUUCUCUAUUGCCUGGAAAUUACCAAGAAUUACCAUGAAUCCAAUGCUGAUACCAUAGAUCAGGAGGUGGAGGCUUUAAUGAAUAAGCUGAAUUAUAUACCAGCAUCGGUAUUCACAACAGAUCUUCCAUAUGUGGAUUUUCUGGACCGAGUUCACAAGGCUGAGUUGAAGCUCCGAGCCAAGAAUCUGUGGGAAGUUCCACACCCAUGGCUAAACCUAUUUGUGCCUAAAUCAAGAAUUGCAGAUUUCGAUAAAGGAAUUUUCAAGGGUAUUCUUGGUAAUAACACUAGUGGUCCUAUUCUCAUCUACCCCAUGAAUAAAAACAAGUGGGAUGAGAAGAGUUCGGCGGUGACACCAAACGAAGACGUGUUCUACCUAGUAGCGCUUCUUCGAUCGGCAUUGAACGACGGGAACGAGACACAAAGCCUAGAGUAUUUGAGCAAUCAAAAUCGAAAGAUUCUAAGAUUCUGCAAAGAGGAAGGAAUCGACGUUAAGCAAUACCUUCCUCACUACACCACGGAGCAAGAGUGGAGGAAUCACUUUGGGGAGAAAUGGAAUUUGUUUUCCUCGAGAAAAACGGAGUUCGACCCGAGGCGAAUUUUAGCUACGGGACAACGUAUUUUUACGCCCUCUCUUAAUCCCACUAGGGGAGCUUCAUGGUGAUUGAAAUAAAUAAAUGCAUGUAUAUAUAGAUCACAUAUUAUAUUCAUGUAAAUAUAGGCAAAAUGCAAGAAUAUUUUUUUAUUAGAAAUAUUAAUGCAAUAAUUUUUAAUAGGGU
Molecule: messenger RNA, 1701 nt
Organism: Erythranthe guttata (spotted monkey flower)
Lineage: Eukaryota; Viridiplantae; Streptophyta; Magnoliopsida; Lamiales; Phrymaceae
Gene: CKX5
Product: cytokinin oxidase 5
Biological process (GO): cytokinin metabolic process
Molecular function (GO): FAD binding; cytokinin dehydrogenase activity
Source: RefSeq, a predicted model, not a curated record